UGCAUUCACUCGUACUGUUGCCUUUGGCUAAAGUGGACGGUGGGCAUUUCAUUUACUCAAUAUUGCAUAGGUGUAUCGAAUUUAAAAAGUGAAUUAUUUUGUUAUUCAUAAUAGUAGUGCUGGAAAAUUGCGAAUAUCAAUAAAAAAAAUACAAAAGUGCACGCAUUUCAAUCGUAGUUUCUCCGUUCUAUAUCUAUAUUAUCAAUCCUUUACCGGAUAAAAAACGUACUGUAUUCUAAUCUCCCAAAAUUGACGAUGAUUCGUGAUCUCGAUGUAACCUCAUCUCUGAAAAAGGAUUCCGUACUGCCACCCAUGCGAUUCAAGCCGGUCGAUUACAGGAACAAGAACAUGAAAGGAAUACCGGAGCGGUUUCUAUUCGAGUGCGCCAUCAAAUUGAGUAUGAAACCGCUGACCUCAGCUACGGCAGCAGUCCUGUAUCAUCGAUUCUUCCGAGAAACUGAUGAGUCGGAAUAUGAUCCCUAUAUGAUUGCAUCCUCUUGCCUCUAUCUCGCCGGAAAAAUCAAGGACGAUCCGGUGAAAAUCCGAGAUGUGAUCAACGUCGCUCACAGCACCAUAAACCGAGGAGCUCAACCUCUUGAGCUCGGCGAUGAGUACUGGUCCAUGAGGGACACCAUAGUUCAAGCCGAACUGUUCAUUACCCGCAUACUGAAGUUCGAUCUGACAACAGUACAUCCGCACAAGUACAUGCUGCACUACAUGAAGUCUCUGCAGGAUUGGUUUGGCGUCAAGGAGUGGAACUCACUUCCCGUGGCGAAAGCAGCGGCAUCCUUCCUGCAGGAUUUCCAUCACAGUUCCAAGAUUCUGGAUCACAAACCGGAUCACAUCGCUGUGUGUUGCUUGGCAUUAGCAUUCCAAGCUUAUGGGGUUCAAGUGCCACUCACUGAUGAAGUGGAUGAGGUUACCACAUGGUACAAUAUUUUUUGUAGCGAUCUCACUCAUGAAAAGCAUUGGGAAAUAAUGGAAGAGAUCGUGGAAAUUUACAACACGGAAGCAGAAAUCGAUGAAGAUGAGGACUGACAAAACUUCUUCAGUGCCCAUAAUGCACUAGAUGUUCCAUGGUUUGAUGACACACCACACCAAUAGCAUCCCAACGAUUGAUUUUGAAUAAUAAAUAUUUACAAAUAUUGAAGUACAAUUUAGAGUAUUGUAAAACAUGUUCGCGGCCUCGUCCAAACCGUCUUGUCGAAACUACAGCAGCAUUUUUUUCUGGGAUUGCAUUGGAAACUACUCAUGGACUUGAAAACAAUGCAAACUUUUUUUUUUAUUUAUAAGUGAUACAGGUCGGUGAUAAUGUUGGGUUACAGUUUGUGAGUGGCGUGGAUAGCUCUCAUGGAUCCACAUCAAGUUACAUCUGACAAUCCAAUAUCUAAAGAUAAGACAUUUUUCAGGAUAAUAAUGCCAUCAGUUCUUUUUAUGUAAUCCCUUUAAUGUUAAUUCCAUUUGCGUACAAUGCGAAAAGAAAAAGGAAAUAUUCGUUAAUACCGGAAUACACUUUGUGAAAUAUAACAACA
Armigeres subalbatus is the source of this 1532-nucleotide messenger RNA. It is a transcript of the gene koko, whose product is annotated as cyclin-Q. The transcript is spliced from 5 exons. NCBI's taxonomy places the organism in Eukaryota, Metazoa, Arthropoda, Insecta, Diptera, Culicidae. Bases 256 to 1038 code for a protein of 260 amino acids. Gene Ontology annotation, cellular component: nucleus. The record is from RefSeq and is a predicted model, not a curated record. Gene Ontology annotation, molecular function: cyclin-dependent protein serine/threonine kinase regulator activity. Gene Ontology annotation, biological process: regulation of transcription by RNA polymerase II.